AUGUUAUUUGAAAGCUCUAUUCGAACUGGAGAUCCUCGUCUUUCCACAAGGAAUAAACAAGCACAAACCACUGAAGUCGUCAAUGCUUACGAUCAGUCCUUCAAUGGCAGAGUGAUCUAUGCCAGAAACCUCUUUUCCAAAUUGUUCUUGCAGAUGAUCAUCAUCUGUAAGUUUUAUUAAUUCAUUUAGGUGUCUACGUCUGGAUUGUGCAUUCCAUACCUGCCUUAGAUCAUUUUCUAGAAGAUACCAAAUGGAUAUUUUGGCUAAGUUUGGGAAUCUGUGUAGGAACAGCCACCUUGGCUUUGAUUUAUCGUAAUCGAAUUACAGUGUCUCCCACUAAUUGGCUAGUCUUCAUUGUAUUCACCUUGUCAUUUGCCUCUGUUUGUGGCUGCUUGGUGGCCUUUGGUAAUUCCUAAAUUGGGUUGUUGCUCUUUGUUAAUUUUGCAAGUAAGUUAAAGUUUUUAAAUAGGCUUAAUAUUCUUUUUAUUUUUAUACUCAUCAACCGUAAGGAGAAAGAUAACUUAUUCAGGAGCUGUGUUGUUUGUUUCAGCAAGCAUCUUGAUAGUGUUUGAACUGUUCACAAUAUUCACCAAGAUCUCCCUCUUUUGGAUUAUGUUCAUAUCUCUGUCCUCCUUUUUAUUCGCCUUUCUAUUGCUUUAUGACACCUACACUAACCUGAAGUAUUAUCAAUUCCUUUAUCUAGUUGCGGAGACUCAUAUGAUAUCAACAAGGCAGAUGACGUGAGUGGAAGCGUAACCAUUUAUUGGGACAUCAUUCUAUUAUUUUUAAAGAUGGCAGAGCUCAUUAAAGAUAAUCUAUCUAAUAGAAAGAAUUGAUG
This is a messenger RNA of Paramecium octaurelia, 838 nucleotides long. The record is from the annotation of a GenBank genome assembly. NCBI's taxonomy places the organism in Eukaryota, Ciliophora, Oligohymenophorea, Peniculida, Parameciidae.